Molecule: messenger RNA, 2603 nt
Organism: Pelodiscus sinensis (Chinese soft-shelled turtle)
Lineage: Eukaryota; Metazoa; Chordata; Testudines; Trionychidae
Gene: VSTM2A
Product: V-set and transmembrane domain containing 2A
Cellular component (GO): membrane
Source: RefSeq, a predicted model, not a curated record
AAGCACGAAGGGUUAAAGGCAUCAUUGCAGCCAUUUGAGGGAAAAGUUGAAGCAAUGCAAACACAGUAGACUCCUCUCCCUUCCUCCCCUCCCCUUUCCCUCACUCCCCACUUCCUAAGCCGGAUCAGUGUUUAGGGAGGGCAGUCAUGACCACGCAAUCCUGAGCAGCUGGAGCUGACGUUAGACAGAGCUGCCAGGUAGCUGAAAAAAAGGCAGAGAAGGCAACUGAUACCCACUUUUCGACGUUUCUUUUCCUUUUUUCCCCCUAGUCUCAGUCUGGACUUCAAGCAUCACAGCGCCCGAGCCAGCGCAUCUGAACCCUCAGUGUAUUGCAAUACUCGCUCUUCCCAAAGAAAAGAUUCCACCGAGUCGCAGAAUGCUCGCAGUGUCGCAGCCAGGGCUACCGCGCAGAGCCGUUCUGUAAAUUGGUGUGUGAGAUUCCUUCUUUUGAGGGCACCUCUGGUUUUGGUUACCCUGAUGUGACUUUCGCUUCGCUUUGGAAUGAUGGGGAUCUUUCUGGCGUAUGUUGGAUGCAUUUUCUUUUCCGUUUUGUACAUUCAACAAGGACUUUCUACCCAAGCAAAAUUCACCGAAUUCCCCCGAAAUGUCACAGCCACUGAAGGGCAGAACGUGGAGAUGUCGUGCGCUUUCCAGAGCGGCUCCGCCUCCGUGUACCUCGAGAUCCAGUGGUGGUUUCUGCGAGCAGCCGAGGAGCAAGAGGCUGGAGCCGAGGUGACGGGCACUCAGGUGGAGCUCCUGCCAGAGAGAGACUUGGACAACGACGGAACAAAGAUAAGCACAGUGAAAGUACAAGGGAAUGACAUCUCCCACAAGCUGCAGAUUUCAAAAGUGAGGAAAAAGGAUGAAGGCUUGUAUGAGUGCAGGGUGACAGAUGCCAACUACGGAGACCUUCAGGAAUACAAGGCCCAGGCGUUUCUUAAAGUCAAUGCUAACAGCCACUCUCGGCGAAUGCAGGCCUUUGAAGCAUCCCCAAUGUGGUUGCAAGGUAUGAAACCUCGCAAGAACAUCUCAGCAGCUGUUCCAAGUAGUGUUCAUAACUCUUCCAAUCAGCAUCUGCGCUCCACAUCCAGCCCCGAAGCAGCAGCUAAAAUCCCAAAACAGAGUCCACAAUCAGUGCAUGCCAAGACAUUCAUGGGCACCAGAGCCAAGCUGGCGAGCUAAUUAAAUAUAUAAAUGUAUGUGUUUAAACAGCCUUAUAAGGAGCAUUGGAAAUCUGCAAGAUGAGCGAAUAUCUUAUAACUUCUUCCGCAGGUGCGAGGAUAGCUACAAGCCAUGGACUUUCUGUCCUGCUUCUUAUUUGUGGCUUUGUGAAGGGUGCUUUGCUUUAAUCUAAAAGUGCUGACUUUUUCCAAUAUCACUUUCUCUUCUUAAAGCAAAGAGCAAAUCGCCUGUAAAAUCCACGGAGCGGACAGCAAAGUUGACCCUAACCUCCAACCACCACUCUGCACCCAAUGUACUCUAAUUCGCUACACAUGGAGCACCUUCAGGAAGUACAAAAACAAAACAAACAUAUAUAUUGUUUAAACAUAUAAAUAUAUAUAUGAAGAGGAUACUACGUUUUCUUGAUCUAUAUUAUUUUCUUUGCUGUAUCACUGAUCAUUUAUUUAAAGAGAACUGGUGUGAUGUCACAGGACAUUUUGUAACAGCAGGACCUAGUUUCCUUUUCUUUCAGCAAAUAGAAGUAUCAUAUUUUUGACUGCUCAGGGGUUGGCUUGCAAGUCAUCACUAUUAUAAAAAAUCACUAUGGAUGAUAUUUCAUUUCCUUCUUUGAAAGGACUGUUGAAGGCAAGAGGCAAGCAGCAGCUAAUUAUAUAUACAUAGAUAAAAAACAACAAAAAAAUCUCAAGAAAACAAAAUGACUCAGCAUCACGUCUGGCAAAAACACCUCAGAAACUGAUUGAAAGCCUAUUUUUGUUUGUGCGGGAGAGUGCAAAAUGAAAAUAACAACAUUGUAAAACAACUAACAGAACUAGAGGACGUUGUUUCUGAAGACAAGCAAGAAUUAUUACUGAGGAUUUUUUAAUUUUACUUUUUUGAAAAUUUUCCACUUUUUUUCACCCCCUUCCUUUUCCUUUUCCUUUUCCUUUUUUUUCUUGGUUUGUUUCUUGUUCAAUGGUGGCAGUUGCUGACUUAGGCCAACCCCUUUUGACUGUGUGGUGGUUAUAUAAAUACAUUUUUUUUGUGUGUGUUCUAUCUUUCAAUGUGUUUUCUCUAAUUUUGCAACUCCUGUAUAUGCAAAACUAACUUCAAUUCUGUAAAUUGCUUAGAGUAUGUGUGAUAUAACAUCACAGUAGACAUACCAUGGUCCUCAUGCAAGACAGUUUUUAAUAUUAUCUAUAUGUCGUACCACCAACAGACAUUUUUGUUUCCUUUUUUGAUGAUGCAUUAUUUUUUAAUUUGUAACUCAGUACUGUGUGGAUUUUGUAAUACAUGCAUUCACUUCCACUCGUUUGACCCCUCGCAGAUGGCAGUGCAGCCCUCUGUUUACUCUGUAAAAUGCACAUUAAAAUUUGUUAUGGUCUCUGAACAAUGAAUUAUUUUACUUGUCUGUAUGCUAUUUUGGAAUCUGGUGGCUGAAAGCC